GGGGAAAUCUCGGACACUUGAAUACAUACAAUAUGACGUGUACGACGCAGUUUUGUAGUCUCGUCGUAAGCUUGAACAUAGAAGUUCUCGAUGACACCACGACCUUCGAUUACCCCCGCACCUCAGGCAGCACUUCUCCGAACUAUUUAAAGGGUCUCAGACGGUGUUAUUAUGUUAGAGUUAAUGGUCUAAGAGACCCGGCCUCGCCGAUGUUCUAAUAUAGCACAUACCUAACACUUAUGCCUGGCUUUAUCCAGAAUCCUCCUGCAGCGCCUCCCUCGACCCUCACCGGUCUCCCCUUGAUCCUCUGGAUGCCCCGUACAUCCUCUGCGACGCUCGGAUACCUCGCCGACCUCACCAGCAUCCCGUCCUGGCCAGGCUGCCAGACUUACCCUUGUGGAAACAAGCCGUGGCCAACGACGAGAAACACUGAAAAGACACGCGAAGCUAAACAGAACCACGUUCUGGAUUGCGGAUGACGACGACGACGGUAGGUACAAGCUAAGGAGAAGACGU
Molecule: messenger RNA, 516 nt
Organism: Suillus paluster
Lineage: Eukaryota; Fungi; Basidiomycota; Agaricomycetes; Boletales; Suillaceae
Exons: 1
Coding region: 240-479 (79 amino acids)
Source: RefSeq, a predicted model, not a curated record